CUUCGGCGGCGAUUGGUGGUCACGCGCUUGACGGUUGCGGAGAAUUCAUGCCGUCUCCUUCUUCAACACCUUCCGAUCCAACUUCUCUCAAGUGUGCAGCUUGUGGUUGUCACCGUAACUUCCACCGCCGUGAACCUGACGAUUCCUCCUCUGUUCCACCACCGUCUCUUCUUCCAUCUUCAUCCACAACCGCCGCAAUUGAGUAUCAACCUCAUCACCGUCACCACCCUCCUCCUCCGCUAGCUCCUCCGCUUCCUCGUAGUCCUAGUUCAUCGGGUGAAGAAGAAGAAGAUUGGGUCAAAAUCGGCUUUUAUCUAGAGUCUGAUAGCAAAAACUGUGAUUGGCUGCAAAUCGAACUUGGAAGUUUGGCUUGAUUUGCAGUAAGUACCAUGCACAUUGAUAAUCUCUUACAUGGUAAUCUUUGCUCACCUUGGUGCUACAAUUUUAAAAGUAGCUAUGGAUUACCGAGUUUUGUAGUCACCUUCUUAUCAGUUUACAAUAUAAAAGAUGAAUUUAAAA
This is a messenger RNA of Arabidopsis arenosa, 519 nucleotides long. The record is from the annotation of a GenBank genome assembly. NCBI's taxonomy places the organism in Eukaryota, Viridiplantae, Streptophyta, Magnoliopsida, Brassicales, Brassicaceae.